AUUCGGGGCAGUUAACCGUUUGUCCCGAUGACAGAGACCCCGCCGGGACAGGCAGGUAAGCAGCUUUGAAGAGAAAGGAAAGCGACUCUUCUCAACCCUAAUGGGAAGAAACAUGCACCCGCAAGCUUUUAGCGCUCUAUUCGCGCCCUUCGCUAUUUUGAUGUCUACCUGGGUCAACUGAUUCUUGUGCUAGGGUUGCGGGUUAAGGUUCCGACGGGGUGACAUGGACAAUGAUGCGGCGCUCCGCACCUCCUUGGUGGCGCUUGCGGCGCUAAUGGCAGUGGUCGGUCUUUGUUCCUUCUCGCUGAAGAAGGUGCUUGCUACCUACGCUUAUGGCAUCCUCGGCAUCGCCGUUCUGUUGUUGCCAGAUUGGGAGUUUUUUGAUCGAGAUUUCUCCCAGUGGUUCACUCCCAUGACAGUGCCUCCAGGGCCCGGCGCAAAUCGGAUUGUUAGGUCCGGAGCCGGAAGGUUCAAGUUUUACCCUUUGAGGGUUGCAGUGCUUUCUGCAAUCUAUUGCUUUGGUCUGUACAAGUGGUGGAUGUUCGUAUCAAGCUGAGGAGAAAUUAUUCUGUGGAAUCUGGAUGAGAAGAAUUGUCCGAACUAUGAGUGUAAUACAUACUGUGUAUACAGUGUGUACACAUACAUGUGCGGAUGCUUAUUCCCAUCCAGACUCUGAACAGAAUAAUUUCUCCAAGCUAAGCUGCUUUGACUGCUUUUUCUUAGUUUUAUUUCAUCGCCAUUAUUCUGCAACUUACGAUGUUCUAUUGCCUUUAAAAGGAAAUUAUAUAACAAAUCUUGCCUUGUGAAUAUAAUUUUCACUGUUCUAUCUUUUGACUUAAUUGAUGACUAGUGUUUAAUGUCGUCAUUAUGGUAAUACAGCAAUUGAUGCUCUUCUCCAGAA
This is a messenger RNA of Dendrobium catenatum, 901 nucleotides long. RefSeq names its product signal peptidase complex-like protein DTM1. The record is from RefSeq and is a predicted model, not a curated record. The transcript is spliced from 2 exons. The coding region runs from base 224 to 556 and encodes 110 amino acids. Gene Ontology annotation, biological process: anther wall tapetum development. Lineage: Eukaryota; Viridiplantae; Streptophyta; Magnoliopsida; Asparagales; Orchidaceae. Gene Ontology annotation, cellular component: endoplasmic reticulum membrane; signal peptidase complex.